Molecule: messenger RNA, 5299 nt
Organism: Vigna unguiculata (cowpea)
Lineage: Eukaryota; Viridiplantae; Streptophyta; Magnoliopsida; Fabales; Fabaceae
Product: protein HUA2-LIKE 2-like
Source: RefSeq, a predicted model, not a curated record
CAUUAGCGCACUUCACGGAGUGUGUGAAUGCAUAUACCCAGAACCUUGCGCACCCUAAACUUAGCCACCACCACCGCACCAGUACCAGCAGCAGCACCUUCUUCUAUUCUUCUUCCUGCCUCACCAAACGAAACUCUUCUCUCUUUUCUUAUCUCAUGUUUUUCAUUCUCUCUCAAACUCUAUUCCUGAUUAGGGUUUUCUCUAUUCCCAAUGCCUGCUAAUUCUGUCUGCCAAUUCCCAACCCUGCCAGCUCCUUCGAUCCUUCACCCAAGUUCCUUCGCCGUUUACUUUUGCGCCAUUCAGAGCGAAUCGGGAGCUGCUUCCUGCCAUGCCGCCUAGUCGGAGAAAGAGCGGAAAAAAGGCGGCGGCGGCUGCCGCCGCUUGCAGUCAGUUUAAGGUCGGCGAUCUCGUGCUUGCUAAGGUUAAGGGAUUCCCUGUUUGGCCUGCGACGGUGGAUGAGCCGCAGAAGUGGGGUUACGCUGCUGAUCGGAAGAAAGUAUUUGUCUACUUCUUUGGAACCCAACAAAUAGCAUUCUGUAAUCCUACCGAUGUAGAAGCAUUUACUGAAGAUAAGAAACAAUCUCUUGCCAAACGUCCAGGAAGGGGUGCUGAUUUUGCACGUGCAGUAAAGGAGAUUAUUGAAAGUUAUGAAAAAUCGAAGUGUGAUAAUCUAGAUGAUGACACUAGUUCUGAUGGUGAAAUUGGUAUUGCAAAUUUAUCAAAUCCACUUGAUCCAUCUGCAAACCUAUGGUCAAAGGAUGAGAUCGAGGCUCCUUUGGCAAUUAAUUCACAAAAGGAAUCUUCAAAUUGUGUGAUCGGCAGACCUGAUGUAGUUUGUGCAGCUGAGGAUGCUGUUGCAUUGAGGAAUGAGUCAUAUAAUAUAGAGGCAUCAUUGGAUGAACCUACUGAUAAUGCUACUGUGACUGCAACUGUAAAAUCACCUUUUCCAAUUACCCUAAGAAAUGAACCAGCUCGAAGGAUUAGAAGCACAUUACAGGUCCAAGACUUUGUUGUACCUUGUAGUGAUGGUGAAAAUUUCGGUGAUGGCAAUAGUGAUGACUAUGUAUUAGCUGAUGCAAUUCAGAAAAUGGAUAUACGAAGGUGUAAACAUACCAGGAAAUCUCCUAGUCUUUUCGGUUGUGAUGAUACUAAUUCACUUGCAUUUGCCUCAAAUCUUAGCAUGGAGGACAAUGGUUCUGAAAUUAUUACAAUAAAUUCUGAUGGCUUUGCUUUAAAUGAGGGAAGUACAAUAGAUUGUAAUUUAAAACUUGAACAGUCUGAGCCUUUUGAAUGCCCUGAAGGUGAAGAUGAUUUGAACAAAGGUCUUGAUCUAGAAAUAAAGACUGUAAUCAGCAAGAAGAAAAGAAGACCAACUAGGAAGAAAGAAACUAAUGAUGCUGGUGCACUGAAUGCCAGUCAAACUUUGCUGAAUAUGAGUGAAAAUUCAAAAGAGAGAUGCCCUGACCAAGAUGGAGAUGAACACUUGCCCUUGGUGAAACGAGCCAGAGUUAGAAUGAAUAAAUCAUCAACAGAGGCAGAACUUAAUAGCACUGUAGAAGUCCUGGUGAAGAGUGGUGAUGAAGAUAUUACUGACUCACCACAUCAAUUAAUCACAUCCUCAAAUUGUGAAAAUGGUAGCCAUCCUGAAGUAGGUUCAUCAGUCUUGAAAGAAGCUUUGGUUAAUGUUUCUCCUAACUUAAAAGCUCCAUCUUCAGAAAAUGGUUCUCAUAUUUGUAAAAUUAAGAAAGAGCAAAUGAUUGGCUUUUCUGUGAAUGAUGAAGCUGCUCUGCCUCCAUCUAAACGUAUUCAUCGUGCUUUGGAAGCAAUGUCUGCCAAUGCUGCUGAAGAUGGUCAAGCUUGCAUGGAAUCAUCAUCCUCUAUGGUGGCAUCACCUGGUAGGUGCUGUAUAUCUACUCUCGAGAAAUGUCCUUGCAUGACUGAUAAUAAUGAAGGAGGUAAUGGUUUAGAACUUCAAAGGUUGGAUUCUUGUGACAUUGAUUCUUCCCAUGUUAGUGUGUCUAGUUUCUCAGCUCGUUCAAAUACAAUUAUUUCCAUAGAGAACGGGUCAUCUAUAGAAUUGGAUGAGCAGUUGGCCAAGUACGAAAAUGAAAUUGGAAAGGAUGCCAUCCCUUGUGAUAGACAGCAAGUUGGUGAAGAUCUUAUUGAUUCUGUUGUUUGUUUUCCUUCCAAAAUAGUUUCUCAAAUUGAGUUACAUGGCAAAAUUUCUCCUAAUCCUGAUAUGAAAUGUUGUCAAGUUGGAAGCAAUCAAGAUUCACCAGGUCCAUCCUUGUUACCAAACGGUGAUGUCAACAUCAGGCCUUUGAACCAUUCAGAUGCAUCAAAUACAUUAGAGCAUGGCGGAAUAAGUCUUGAUCCUGUGUUCAGGGCCAGUGAAAGUGAUAAAUUAUUACCUCAAAACAGAAGUAACGUGCCCCAGAAUGUGGUGGUUGGUUGUGAGGAUGUGAAGCAAGUAGUUGGUGACAGCAAAAAAAUUAAUGACAUGCAUGAGGUUAUUAAAGAAGUGAAAUUUAAAGGACAAGAGGAGGAUAUGAAUUCUGUCUCAAUAUCAAAUGAUUAUUCAGGUGAAAAGGGUAAUUUAGGGAUUGUGUCAAGCCCAUCUUUGACUGAUGGGAGAGUCUGCCUUCCACCAGGUUCACCUCCAAACACAACAUCAGUCUGCAAUAUUUCUACAUCAGACAGUAGUAAUAUCCUUCAAAAUGGAAGUUGUAGCCCUGAUGUACACCAAAAAAACACUUUAUCGGUUCCUACUGAUGGAUGGAAAGAUGGGAUUGUGGCAAAUGACCGAUCAAGAUCUGUGGGCAAGUCAACUGAAGCAGGAGAUGCUGCUUUGUUGUACUUUGAAGCAAUGCUUGGGACAUUGACAAGGACAAAGGAAAGUAUUGGUCGAGCAACACGCAUUGCUAUUGACUGUGCAAAGUUUGGCAUUGCAACUAAGGUGGUUGAAAUUCUUGUACGUAAUCUGGAAAUUGAGACGAGCCUGCAUCGGAGGGUGGAUCUGUUUUUUCUUGUUGAUUCUAUUGCUCAAUGUUCUCGAGGGUUGAAAGGAGACAUUGGUGGAGUGUAUCCAUCCACUAUGAAAGCAGUGCUGCCACGUCUAUUGUCUGCAGUUGCUCCUCCUGGAAAUGCUGCAAAAGAAAAUCGUCGUCAGUGUCUUAAGGUAUUAAGGCUGUGGUUGGAGAGAAAAAUCCUUCCUGAACCCAUUAUUCGGCAUCAUAUGCGGGAAAUAGACUCAUAUAGCACUUCAGCUUCUGCAGGUGUCUACUCACGCCGUUCAUUAAGAAGAGACAGGCCUUUUGAUGACCCUGUCAGAGACAUGGAGGGCAUGUUUGAUGAAUAUGGAAGCAACUCAAGUUUUCAGCUACCUGGAUUUUGCAUGCCCCGAAUGCUUGAAGAUGGAGGAAGUGAUUCUGAUGGAGGGGAGUUUGAGGCUGUUACUCCUGAGCAUGAUUCUGAAACACAUGAAGUGCAAGAAAUGGCUCAUGCAAUUGAAAAACGCAGGCAUGUGUUGGAAGAUGUUGAUGGUGAGCUUGAAAUGGAAGAUGUCGCUCCCUCUGUUGAUCUUGAAUUAAAUUCAAAUUGUAAUGUUGAUAGAGUAAAUGUCCCAGAGUUUGAGAAGAAUCUUCACAUGUCAUUUGCUCCUCCUUUGCCACAAGAUUUGCCACCGUCUUCCCCACCCCCACCUUCAUCUCCACCACCUCCACCACCACCACCUCCUCCUUCUCCUCCUCCUCCUCCUCCUCCUGUUCCUCUACCUGCACCCCCACCUACUGCACAGCUCACAUCAGCUACCUCUGAUCAAUUUCAUGUUGCAGUUGAUUCAAAAGGUUUUGGAGAUUCACUGACCGUGAAAGCCAAUGUACUGCAUCCUAUGGCUCAGCCCUUUUCUGAACCAAGAAAUGGUCAACCUGCCAGUGAGGCAAUGCAGUAUACUGUCCAUGAAUGUAGAGACAAGCCAAUGCAGAUGCAGUCGUCUACUUGCUCUUUGAACAUUCGCCCUAUACAAUCAACUGACAUUUCCAGGAACACUGAUGGUGGUACUAUGCAUAAUAAAGGUUACUCGAUACCACCACCUCACCAUGUGCCAUCUAAUCAGUUUUCUUUUGUUCAUGGGGAACAUCGUAUGAAGUCUCAAAGGGAGGUUCUGCAACCCCUUCCAUAUUCCAAUGAUUACCAUUUUGUGCCGAGUAUGAAGAGAGAAUUUGGUUAUGAAAAUCAUGAGAGAUUAAAACAACAUUCAUGUGAUUACCAAGAGAUAUGGAAUGGUCCUCCUUCUUAUGGUCCUUGGUAUCAUGACAGAGGUGUGACUGCUCCUUAUGGUUGUCAUCCAAGUGAACCAGCCAGUUUUCCAGGUCAUGAAUGGAGAUUUCCUCCCCCACCACUGAAUUACAGGGACUCCUUGCAUUUUAGACCUCACUAUGAAGAUGCAAUUCCAGUAGCAAACCGAGAAAGCAAAGAGAUAGAGAAAGUUGUGGAAAGAGUCUUCUCUCACUUUUCAGAAAUGGGUGCUGCUGAAUCAGUCUCGGAAAAAUCCAUCCAUGAAUUCUCGGUCAAGGAUGCCAAGGGCAGAGACGUGAACCUCACCACCUACAAGGGGAAGGUUCUGCUUGUAGUUAACGUUGCUUCAAAAUGUGGAUUUACGAAUUCCAAUUACACCCAGUUAACUGAGCUUUACAGCACAUACAAAGACAAAGGUUUUGAGAUACUGGCAUUUCCAUGCAACCAGUUUUUGAAGCAAGAGCCGGGGAAUAGCGAAGAGGCAGAGCAAUUUGCCUGUACAAGGUACAAGGCUGAGUAUCCCAUUUUUGGAAAGAUACGUGUCAAUGGACCUGAUACAGCACCUGUCUACAAAUUCCUUAAAGCAAAUAAAUCAGGAUUUUUGUGUUCUAGGAUAAAGUGGAAUUUCACCAAGUUUUUGGUUGACAAGGAAGGGAAAGUCCUACAACGUUAUGGUCCAACCACCUCACCACUGUCCAUUGAAAAGGACAUCAAGAUGGCAUUGGGGGAGGCAUGAAAGACUCUACAAUCACUUCAAAUUGAUGCUCUCUUGUUGAAGAUGAUUGAAACAUAAGGAAUGUAUAUUUGUAGAUGUUUCUUCUAGUGUUGAUUUCUUAUAUAUUUCAUGUCUAGGGUUUUAGAAUUCUGUUUUGGUUUUAUGAUGUAAAUCGUUACACUUUAAACUGACUAAUGAACAUUAGUUUGAGUUGUUUGUUUUGAUGAUUGUGACCUAAAAAUGAUCUUUCUUUGGGUUGAAAUGAAUAAAGGUUAAAGUGCAGGCUAA